Alosa sapidissima (American shad) is the source of this 623-nucleotide messenger RNA. It is a transcript of the gene atp5mj, whose product is annotated as ATP synthase membrane subunit j. The record is from RefSeq and is a predicted model, not a curated record. Gene Ontology annotation, cellular component: mitochondrion. The transcript is spliced from 4 exons. Bases 139 to 522 code for a protein of 127 amino acids. NCBI's taxonomy places the organism in Eukaryota, Metazoa, Chordata, Actinopteri, Clupeiformes, Clupeidae.
GAUGGCGAUGUGUUGGUAUAAAUCUAUCAGCAUGGUCCAUCCUGAGUGCAUCCGCCACUUGGUUCUUUCCCAGAAGUCAUUGCGGCACAGCGCUGAAUUUGUGACCUCCAGACAGAACAGUGCACACAGAAGCUGAAGAUGGCUGGCGCAUUCGCAGGCUGGUGGGCCAAAAUGAGCCCUUACUACACUAAGGCAUAUCAGGAGAUGUGGGUUGGUGUUGGAGUCAUGACGUUCCUGUACUACAAGGUGUCCUACGGAGGAAAGAAAGCUGCUGUAGAUUCAAGUGCCCAUGCUGCGAAAAGUGCCCCCAGUCAUACUGCCAAGCCAGCCACCAGCGCAGCAGCAGCCGCCGCCGCCGCCGCCGCCGCCACCGCAACAAGUCUAGCUGUAGCAGCCGGCGACGUCACCAUGAGCGACAUCUUGCAGAGGCAACACAAAAAUCUUGUCCUGGAGGAGAGAAAACUCUACCUGGAGAUUGAAAAAUUGGAACUUGAGAAAGCUAAGCUGAAAUCAAUGAAAUGAAAAAGUAACCAUGAACAGUACAUUUCCAUUAGUACAUGAGCGAUUACCAGUGGAACUCAGUCAACCUUGUGUACAGUUAAUAAAAUUGUAUAAAACUCUGA